AUGUCUGCGAGAGAAAAGGGGAUCCUGACCAAAGACAGUGUCAGCCUGCUGCCCUGUUUCUAUUUUGUAGAGCUGCCGAUCCUGGUAUCAUCUGUGGUCAGCCUGUACUUCCUGGAGUGGACGGAUGUGUUUAAGCCGGUGAAGUCUGGUUUUAACUGCCAUGACCGGAGCCUGAGUCUGCCCUACAUCGACCCCAACCAUGAGGUCAUUCCACUGCUGAUGCUGCUCAGCCUGGCCUUCGCUGGACCUGCCAUCACGAUAAUGAUCGGAGAAGCCAUCCUGUUCUGCUGUCUGUCUCGGAGGAAGAGUGGAGUCGGAGCCGAGGCCAACAUCAACGCUGCCGGCUGCAACUUCAACUCCUUCAUACGCAGAGCUGUCCGCUUUGUUGGUGUUCAUGCAUUUGGUCUUUGUGCCACGGCUCUCAUCACUGACAUCCUUCAACUGAUGACAGGCUACCCAACACCCUACUUCCUCACCGUGUGUAAACCCAACUACACCACGCUCAACGUCAGCUGUGAGCAGAACCCUUAUGUCAUGGAGGACAUCUGCUCAGGGGCGGACCCAGUAGCCAUCAACCAGGGCAGAAAAUCCUUCCCGUCACAGCACGCUACCCUAGCAUCAUUCGCUGCUGUCUAUGUUUCAAUGUACUUCAACAGCACUCUGACCGACUCAUCCAAACUGCUCAAGCCCCUGCUGGUCUUCUCUUUCAUCAUAUGUGCCAUUAUUUGUGGUCUGACCAGGAUUAUUCAGUACAAGAACCACGCCAUUGACGUCUACCUGGGCUUCCUUCUUGGAGGAGCUAUCGCUGUCUACUUGGGGCUGUAUGCAGUCGGAAACUUCCAGCCUAGUGAGGAGGCCAGCACCAUCCCCCCUCCCCAGCUUCAUCGGCCCCCCUGUUCCUUACCCCACAUCAGCCAGGAGGCCGUCCUCCACCACCUGCAAAUGAAAGCCAGCAUGGCUGGGGAGACAGGCAUCCCUACCUCCCACUCUGAGGGUCUUCUCCAUCGAGCCCUACAGCAGCAGAGGCCUGAUGACAGCCUGAAGCGCUCCAGUGCAGAUGCUGAAGGGAUCCCCCCGCACAGCCCCCAGAGCAAAGAUGCCAUGGUAACCUUUAGCCACACCCUUCCUCGAGUCCAUACCCCCCAGGCAAUGGCAGCAUAUGAGGAAGCAGCCAGACGUCAUGCUGCCACCCUCCACCAUGCCUCCAUGGACUCCAGCCGCUCAAAGCAGCUUUUGUCUCAAUGGAAAAGUAAAAAUAAUAACCACAAAUGCUCCUUGCAGGUCCCAGACUCCUUCUCCUCCUCUGUAGAUUCAUCAUCUGGUCAGUCCUCCCAGCAUCCGCACCACCAUGGCAGUAUGGAGCUCCGAUCCAGCUCUGAGCCAUCGGCUAUGGGUCUGAACGGAGGCUUUGAUGCUCAUGCAUACAUGUCCAAACUGGCCACAGGUGCAAGUACCACCCUUCCCAGUAACUGCAGUGGCAUUACUGGAGGGGCCAGGAUAUCCAUGCAGUCUAGACCUGGGUCCUCACAACUGGUCCACAUACCAGAGGAAGCUCACGAGAAUUACAACACCAUCUCCCCACAAAUGGUGGGUGGAGGAGGAUGUGAGGGGAUGUCAACAGUAAAUAGCACAGCUCAGGCUAACUGGCAAAGGGCAGCAGAGAAGACAGCAGCCUGCAGGACUAAUGAUAACGGACAUAACACCCAGCCACGAAUUAUGCAAGUGAUUGCUAUGUCAAAGCAGCAGGGCUUACUACAGACCCAUUCCAAGAGUUUAGAUGAGAGCAGUAUAGGCUGCAGCAUCACCGGAAGUUGCCAGGGCUCAGGUCGCUACAGGGGUCUAACUGACCAAGACCCUAACACAAUUGUCAGAAUAGAGGCUCACCCAGAGAACAACAGGCCAGUGAUCCAAGCUCCAGCCACAGAUGGGAGUGGAUCAUGGAGGUGGCGAUCCCUGGAUCAUGGCACUGGAGCUGGUGGAGGUGCAGGGAGUGCAGGAGGAGGAGGAGGUGGGAGUUUGCGGCAGUCCUUUGAGCUCAAUGAUCUGAACAGAGACUCAGAAAGUUCAGACUCAUUACGUGAAGGUUCCAUUGAUAGGAAGCGUGCCAAUCAUAUUUCAGAGCAGAGGCUCCACCCCCAAGGCCUGUCUACCAUAAGGGUCACCCCAGGGGAUGGUGGUGAGACCGCUUCAGAAACCUCGGUCACCUCCAGUCGUGAGUCUACGCUGCGGAGAAAAGGCAAUAAUAUCAUUCUGAUUCCUGAGAGAGCCAACAGUCCAGAUAACGCCCGGAACAUUUUCUACAAGGGAACGUCGAUAACUCCUGUUUUCAAAGAGUAA
This is a messenger RNA of Scomber japonicus (chub mackerel), 2337 nucleotides long. It is a transcript of the gene plppr4b, whose product is annotated as phospholipid phosphatase-related protein type 4. The record is from RefSeq and is a predicted model, not a curated record. Gene Ontology annotation, molecular function: phosphatidate phosphatase activity. Lineage: Eukaryota; Metazoa; Chordata; Actinopteri; Scombriformes; Scombridae. The transcript has 10 exons. Gene Ontology annotation, biological process: phospholipid metabolic process; phospholipid dephosphorylation; signal transduction. The coding region runs from base 1 to 2337 and encodes 778 amino acids.